Molecule: messenger RNA, 8815 nt
Organism: Egretta garzetta (little egret)
Lineage: Eukaryota; Metazoa; Chordata; Aves; Pelecaniformes; Ardeidae
Gene: DAB2
Product: DAB adaptor protein 2
Exons: 17
Coding region: 4383-6641 (752 amino acids)
Biological process (GO): receptor-mediated endocytosis; positive regulation of endocytosis; negative regulation of canonical Wnt signaling pathway
Cellular component (GO): plasma membrane
Source: RefSeq, a predicted model, not a curated record
AGUUGGAGCAUCCUCGCUGGGCACCCUGCUGUCUGCUGGUGAAUCUCGGGCUGCUACUGUGUCUGUGGUAAAUGGGUAUAAAGACAUCCGGGAUUAACUGGAAUGAGCCUUCUGCCUGGUCAGAGAAGCUGACUUCUCAGCUGGUGAGACUUAAAGCCUGAUGAUCAUGGUAUGGUGACACUUACGUUGGGGUAGUGCCUGUGCUCUGAGCAGUGAGGUAAAUGCAGGUGUUGCCAAUACAGCUGGACUUCUCCGUAGCAGAGCUUCUACCCCUCUAAUAAGAUGAGGCUGGUUACUUGAGCCCUUUUUAGGGAAGCAUGCUAAUCCACUGGCAAAGUAGGAUUAACUUUUUUCUUUUUUUUUUUUUUUUUUGGGGGGGGGGGGGGGGGCAGGAGGAGGAAUUGUUUUAACCUUCCCUUAAUUAAAGUAGCUUGCCUUAAAAUGCUACAUUUUUGCCUUAGAAGUCUUCUGUAACUUCCAUAAAUAAAAUCUGAGAGCAUGCCCAUUGUAUGCUAAGGGAUGUGUGUAAGUAUGCUUAGGGACAGGAACACCUGUGUAGAUAGGCAAAAUAGAGAUGUGGAUUCAAUUAGAGAAAAGUAAUCAUGAAGCUAUGUAUUCUAGCUGGCUGUGAAGACUUACCAGGCACUGGUAGAUUGAAAAUAUGUCUUUGUGUCUGGUAGUGACCUGUUGAGCAGUUAUAACGCUAGCAGGUCUUCAGAUCAGCUUCCGUUAGAACCUCCCAGGAGGUGGGUGAGGCAGUAGGUGACUAACUGGAGAGGCAAAUCGGAAUCCAAAGAAAAUCUCUUCAGCUGAGAAGGGGAUUGUCUGAGGGAGUUAUGCACCAUGUCAGUUCAAAGAAUCACUGCAGUUCCAUCCAACAGAAUGGUUCUUGAGGCAUAAUCAGGUUUCCAAAAUUCUCUGAAUGGCCUGAGGAUGUGGUCAAGUCUAAAGCAGAAAUUUCUAUUAAUAGUAACUCACUAGAGUCUGCAUUUGGAGGAGAACCAAGUGGUAGAAAUAGUAAGGAGGAUGAGAGUGCUAAAUGAAUGUCAGGUGAACCAUCAGAACAGAAGUUUAACUAGCAAACCUCUUGACUUGGAGUAUACAAAGGCUCAGGGUAAAGUGGAGUGAAUUCGAGGUGCUCCAAGUCUUAAAUGAAGGGAUGGUUCUGCUGAGGGGAAUCUAACAGAUCUUGUGUGCCUGUCACUACAGACAGGGGACUGGGAGGAUGAUGAGCAUGACUCUGAUAGUCCUGUGACUUAGGAUGCUUCUCAUCUCUUGUGCUCUUACAACAAACAAAGGUGUUGUCUGAGCACCACAGCUUGUGCCCAGCACAAUCAGUUGGAAGGAUGGGCCAAAUGACAACAGUUUCAUUUUGUGAAGGUAGAGAUGAUACUCCAUUCUAACAUGUACCUUCUCCUAAGCACCUCUAUACAUCUGCAGUAUGCAGCCCACUUUCUCACUGAGAAGAGUAUUGCUUGUCAAAGUGCCUGCAUCACUCUGUUAUUGGACACUGCAGACCAGUAGCCACUAUGUAUAUUCUUAUGGCUUAAGGCCUUUACUUCACAAGCAGAUAUGGAAAGAAGCACUCUAAAUAGGCAAUUAUAAUAUAUGUGAAGGGUGGCAAAAAGAGCUCCUAGGUUUCUGUCUCUGUGGGAAAGCAAAUAAAUGUACUUAGUGUCAAGGAAGGGGGAAUCAAGGGCUAGUGUCUGGACAGGAUGUUUAGAAUAAAAACCAUAGCUUGAGAUACGAGGUAAAUGGAAGUGCAUUAUAUACUGUAGUCAUUGAGUAUUGUUGCCAAACAUACAGAUUUUUCUCUCCUAUUGAUGCUCUUCUCUCCUGGUGAACUUUAUACUUCUAGGAUAUUUGUGUGACCUGCUGGGUUAACCUGGUUCUUGGGAAUGUUUGUGGACUUUAUCCAGCAAGACUAGCAAUAUGUGAGCACUACAGAAGCAUGAAUUUGCUUGGACAAUGAAGCAAUAAAUUCCACAUCCAGAGAAAGCCAGCUUGUUCUGGAAACAGUAAGGAUGGUGCAGAUCCUGCUUGCUGGCUAGAUUCUGUCAAAUGAAAUGAUGAAGAGAGAGCAUGAAGGUUGUUUGGUAUAUCCAGUGAGUCUCAACAAGUAGUACUGACAGAAGACUGAGUGGUAUGCACUGCAGGUACAUGGCCUAAGACUCCUUAUCUGUGAGUAGGCAGGUGAUGCUUUCCUGAGCAGUAGCUAGAACAGACAACUGAACUCUAGCUCAGAAGCCACUGAUUUGUGAGGCUUCAGCACUGGAAACUGGAGAGAGUGGUGUAGAGGAGUGCAAAGCAUGCUGUUUUUCUGGAAGACUGAUAUGAAGAAACUUCUUGUGGAUAAUCUAAUAAUAAGCCUGUGUUACCAACUGAAUAGCUCUCUAUCAAGAAAGAGCAUACUGGGAUAUCUAUCAAUCUCUUUCUAAAAGAAGAAUCUGGAGUUCAGAUGCUGGUACUAAGAGUGGAGUGGUCUCCUAAUAUAGGAAACGAACUAGUAGGUUGGAAUGCUAAAUGCUGAACAGAGGUUGGAAAGGCUGUUACCAAGACUUGAUGUGAUAUGCUGCAUUAUUCCUGGAACAAAUCAUAAUUUGGGAUGGACUAACUAGGUGUCUGGACACUACCUUUGGACACUGAAGCUUCUGGCUGAGGAAUAACUCUACCAAACAGACUAUGACAGUGCUAGUCCCCUUCAGCUUGAGAUGAAGCCUUCAGGGAACCAGAUAGCACUAGCUCAUGAAAAGCAUUUCACAUUCUUCCUUUAAAGUAAGUAGAGGGCAAUAGUUGCUAACUUAUAUCUUUCCAAGUUGUUAGUCAGGUACAUCUUGUUUAAACUGGUCAUGAAUUCUCCUGAGCCCUCUGUUCUAAAUACAGCAACAGCUGUAUUUAUUCCCAUGACGAGUAGAUGAAAAAUCAAAAUUGGGCUACUGUGGUAGCUGGGUUGAGAAGUAACUAAUUAUCUCAUUAGAAAUUGUGUGCUCAAAAGCGUGAUAUAAUGGCAAAAAGUACUGGUGCAAUUGCACUGCUUGAACUGAACAGGUUGUUCAGUUCAGCUGCUAACUUAGUGAUGUUCACUUGGCUGUGACUCCAGUGAUUCAAGUGUGCAGAAAAUGCUUUUGGGAACUUAGUUUGAAUUUCUAUGUUCUUGCUAAAACCCAAACAGCUCAGAGGAGACUGAUGCACUGAUACGAUGAGAACAGACUGUUCUGUUCAACUGAUGAUACAGCAGUUGGCAAACUGACUGAAAUGGUAAGAUGUCUGGGUCAUGUCACAGGCAUGAUCCUGCACCAGCAAUGCUGCAUGCCAACAUCUGUAGCUGACAUGACUGAUUAGAGUACUAAGAUCUUUAUCUACUUUGCAGUUGGUACUAGGGGAAGGGAGCAGCAUGAAGGAGGUAUUCCCUGAUGUGUCCAUUACCAUACUUCUAUGCCACUAAGUAGAUGAAUGCCACCCUUCUCUGUUUCUCAUUACUGGUUGUGUAUGAUCAAGACAGCUGGACUAUGUGCUGUAUCCUGCAAUACGUAAGUACAGUUGUAGCUUAUUCCAAAAGGGUAUUCCUGUUGGCAGAGAAAGCCCUUGGCAUAAGGCUGCCUUAAUACCUCAGCAAAGUAUUGAUCCAUCUCUUGGAUGAGAGCAUGGAAUGUCAAACAAGGCAUAAAGCAAGUUGGAUGAAAGAAGCUCUCUAAAGUAAAACCCUGUUCAUCUGGACAUAUUCUGGCCAACAGGCCAAGUGUCUGCAUUAACUCAGGCCAUGAUACCAAGCAAAUGAUCUCUUAACCACAAAUCAUGUUUCUCAGUAUCUAUGGCCUAAACAGAACAGUUAAACAGGCUUUUUGAAUUUAGGCUGAGAACACUUGUCUAGGUUUCCCUGCUAUCAAGGAAUCACAGGAGAAACUGAGUGGUGGGGACAUCACUAAUUUAGACCUUACUGAUUAAGGGAAUGACAGACAGCCUCACUUACCAGGCAAGGUAUGUUCAACAUCCUUUUCAGCUGUCUCUUACAAGACUAACCACAGGGGCUUGGGUUAGACUCAGCAGUAUAGGAGCCUGUAUUUGGUCAUCUUUCUGGCAAAUGAUGCUGCUCUUGAUUCCAGACAUGGCAUAAACUGGAGGGGAACAAUUCCCAAGCUGCCUGUGAACUCUUCCACCACUUGUCUUCAAGCAGUCUAUUUCCUCAGUCUGGAAAACUGAAGUCUUGAAUUCACUCAGGUGGACUGCUUGUUUACCAGCCUUCUGAAAACAGCUCUUCUGUCAAGAACUUGAUGGCUAGCGAUAUUUCUAAGGAUACGUUGUGUGGGUCCUUAUACAACCUCCUAAUCAGAAGGACUUGACUAACUCUUCAAGAAGCAAGCACAGCUGACGACCAUCUCAUCAUGUCUACUGAAGCUGAAGCUACUACUAUCAACAGCCAGCCUGAGCAACAACCUCUACCAAAAGCACAACCUUCAAAGAAGGAAAAAAAGAAAGGGCCAGAAAAGACAGAUGAAUCUCUCUUGGCCAGAUUCAAAGGUGAUGGUGUAAGAUACAAAGCUAAACUGAUUGGCAUUGAUGAUGUCCCGGAGGCAAGAGGAGACAAAAUGAGUCAGGAUUCAAUGAUGAAGCUGAAGGGAAUGGCAGUGGCAGCCCGUUCCCAGGGUCAACACAAACAGAAGAUCUGGGUGAACAUCUCCCUCUCUGGUAUCAAGAUAAUAGAUGAGAAAACUGGGGUCAUAGAGCAUGAGCAUCCAGUAAACAAGAUCUCCUUUAUUGCUCGUGAUGUAACAGACAAUCGUGCCUUUGGCUAUAUUUGUGGAGGAGAAGGCCAGCACCAAUUUUUUGCCAUAAAAACAGCACAACAGGCUGAGCCUCUAGUCGUUGAUCUUAAGGACCUCUUCCAACUAAUAUACAAUAUGAAGAAGAAGGAAGAAGACAAGAAACAGAGUGAAGAAGCAAGUAUGACUGAGAAUGGUAGCGAAGCACUACCUGCUGAUCAAGCUGACAAAAUGAAACUGGGAGUUGACCAGAUGGACUUGUUUGGGGAUAUGUCAACACCUCCCGAUAUGAGCAGUCCCACAGAAGCUAAAGAGAUUCUGUUAGUGGAUCUAAAUUCUGAAAUUGAGACCAAACAGACUUUUGUAAAAGACGAUCUCUUCUUGAAUGGCAUCACAGCCUCUCUUCCACAACCAAAGCCACAGCCACCCUUCUUGCCUGAGAGUUCUUUCUCUACCAAUCUCAGCUUCUUUCCCACGCCUAAUCCAGACCCUUUCAGUGAUGAUCCUUUCACACAGACAGACCAAUCUGCACUGCCUUCAUUUGAUUCUCUAAAAUCUGCUGAUCAGAAGAAGGAAAGUCUGAGUACCUUAACACCAGUGGGUAAUGGUGCUUCAAAUGGUGAUAUUGACUACUUUGGUAAAGAGUUUGACCAGAUUUCUAACAGAUCUGGCAAACGAGAAGCACUAACAACCCAGUGGCCACUUGAGAGUAAGUCACCUGCAGCAAGAACUUCAAAUGGGGUACCAGAGAGAGAACGGAACGGCUUUGUUAAAGCCCCGUCAAACCUGUUUGCGGAAGGUUCUUCCAAAGGAGUAUCUCUGCAGAAUGGAAUAAAGCUGGAUUCUGAAAGCACUAUCCAGCUCAUGUCACAUGAGUCUAUAACAAUUAGCCCACCGCCACAAAGUACCAAGCCAGGAAGAGGAAGGAGGUCUAUCAAGACUGCAUCGAAUGACUUAUUUAGCUCAAACCUCUUUGUGCCGAUUACGGAGAGCCUUAGCUUGACCUCAGUGGCACAAACAGGACCUGUGCCAACUAGUCCACUGGACCUCUUCAAAACCAGUUCUACCACAGCACCUCCAUUGGCUGGUCUAGGUGGCUUGCCAGUAACUUCAUCACCAUGGAGUGCACAGACACCUGCCUUCACUCAGGCUGCAUCAGUCUUCCCUGGGUCUAUGAUGCCUGCUCAGCCUACAGGAUUUACUCAGUCACUUGCCUUUGGUACUCAAGCAGUGCCAAGCUGGAGUCAGCCUGCAUCUUUUGGUCCUGCAGCCUCUCAGCCCUCUGGUCUCUGGGCACAGGCAGCACAAGUUCCAUCCAGUUCAUGGGCACAGUCAUCCAGUGCUGUAAACCCCUUCCAGAGUAGUGUGUUCCCAUCUUCAACUCUACCUGCUCAGAUACCAUCUGUCCUGCCUUCCAUGUCAACAACAACUAGUCCACCUCAGCCACCACCUAGAACUGCACCUCAGAGGGAGCUAUCCAAGAAAGAGAGUGAUGCUUUUAUUGCUCUGGAUCCGCUUGGUGAUAAAGAGAUGAAAGAUGUCAAGGAAAUGUUUAAAGACUUCCAGCUGACAAAGCCACCUGCAGUACCAGCAAGGAGAGGAGAGCAGCAAAGCCUUUCAGGUGCUUCUGGAGCUUUCAGCAAUUAUUUUGGUAGUAAAGUAGGCAUUCCUCAAGCUAGUACAGAUCAUGAUGACAUGGAAGCUAGCAAGCUGUCUGCCAAAAUGACUGAACCACCAAAGCCUGUUCCCCGACAAAGUGUGCUGCCAGCUGAUGGCCUGUUUGAAAGUCAAGCUAAACCAGACCUUUUCAGUGCCUCAUCUGAAUCUCAGAAACCACCUUCUGGUCCUUUUGGUGAUCCUUUUGGUAACCCAUUUGCAUAGAUCAGGCAUAACCAGAAAAGGAAAAACGGAAUAACUGGACCUCUUCUCAACAUGAUUUUUCUACUCGUUUCACUUUGCUGUCUGCCACUCUUGCUGCCGUUCCAUGAUGUCUGUAAUCUAAAACGUGUCCAAGUGGAUUGAAACACGAACCCUCAAAGAACAUGCUGUGAAGAUGAUAAUUCAGGGCAAAGCAAAUGGAAAGUUGGACUCAUGCUGGAGACCCACAUUCAAAUUGGCGGAUGUUAACUUUACUUUAGUUCUUUGCAAUCUUCCCCAAAAGAGCUUAGCAACACGAAGUCAUGUGUCUUGUAAACAUGGUCAUCACAAUUCCUCUUUCUGUAGCACUUACUGUCCUAAAAUAUUGGAACUGAAUGUACCUGGGAAAGAAGUGUUGCUUUCAUGUAAGGGAAUUGAAUUAGUAGUUAAAACUCCACACCUUAAACAACUAGGUCAAUUGCCUGUUACCACAACAGCAGCCAGUUGUAAAGUUAAGUGGAUGCUACUCAGUUCUAAUUGGUGACUGGACAUAUGACUUGGUCUCUGAGCCACAAAGAUGUAAACUGUAUGGUGGGGGGGAAAUUCCAAUACUUGCAUAUUUAACUAAUAGUAAAAUUAUCAUUCUGCCAUAAAUGUGUAAUAAAGGGACUAACUCUGGCAUCUGUAAUAAAACUGCUAGGGUCCUGAGCACUAGGGGUCUACACUGUAGGGUCGGAUAAGCUGAAACACUUACUGCAGAAUGCUGAGGUAGUCACAGACACUAACUGUUGUCUUGGUGCUAAUAUAACUUUUUCUUUCAGGGAGGGAAAUCUACUAGGAUUACACUUUUAAGGUGGCUUGGCAGACAAGUGGAACAAGCAGAGAGGCCUCUUGCAUAUAUCUUGGUGAAUGUCCCUGAUGUUACCCAGUUUGAGUUGUCACAUGGUGUAGUGUGGCACAUUUCCAGUAUGUUAGAAAGCAAAAAGACAAUCAUGGCUUCACUCCAUGCCUAGAUUCCUUGUGAACAGAUGGACCACCUCUGUGCCAUUAACGUGAGGUAGUUCUCAAUCUCUUGAAAACUGUGCCUUUUCUAAAGAACCUCUUUACUAACAGAUCUCUAAAUCAGUUGGUUAUAACUGACUGUAACAGCUACAUUCUUGGCCAGUGGUGAUGGUUGAUGUGCCCAGAGGUUUUUCUGUUAAUGCUAAGUGUAAACUUGAAAUAGUAUUGUUAAAUCAGAUGCCUAAGCAGUUGCUGAACUGGAGAGCUAAGAAAGUCAACUUGAAUACAGCCUUAGUAUCCAAUUCAGCCAGUCAUGCAAUUAAUCUUGUAUAUAAACCUCUCUUGCACUUUCUGUAAUGCAAAAAAUGCUAUGAAUUUAAGUAUUAUUUGUCUCAAACUGGAAAUGUAGAAAUUUAUGGAUGUUACACUGUUACAUAAAACUGUAGUAUCCCAAGUAAUGUUACCUAAUGACAUUAAAAAGAAGCAACUCUUCAUACCAAACAAAUGUCUGUUGAUUCUGUCCUCUGUAACUCAGACUUCUGGUCUAGUUGAUACUAGGAGUUCAGAGCCUGUUAAGAAUUGUUUCUCAUGGGUUCUUACUAUAGCUGUCUGAUAGCAAGGUCUUGAGUCUUUCUGUAGCUUCUGUUGCAUCAGGCCUGUUCAACAAAUGCUGCCCCACAGUAAAAAAAAAUAACAUCCCCAGCUGACAGUAAACUGUCACUAGAAACUCAUCCCAUUAGCUGCUCAGACUGAGUUUGCAACUACUAAAGAUACUUUCUUGCUCCCUUCUGCAGGACCAUGGAAGCUAGGUACUUACAUUGCAUUGCAUUCAGAAGUUUCAUUAAAUCAACUUAUUUAUUCCAGCUUUGCAGGAGGUCUAAACUGAUGCUGGGAAAACUAAGUUAAUUAGAACACUUAGCUCAUGUCCAGAGCAAAUUUUAUAACUCCUUUAAUACAGGUGGGUGCUUGCUUGCUUAUUUUUAAUACCAUUUGAUUGGUAUGAUUAAGGGCUUGAAAACAACACAUUGGAAUGGAGUUAUCCAGCUUGAACUAUGGGCCUUAUGGUGUUUCACAGAAAAUCACUGGGGGGGUUUCCUGACCUUUGUUUUGGCUGCAUGUCAAUAUGUAAUUUGGUAUUCAAAGAUACCAUUAGAACUAAAAAAAACCAAUUUAUUGUCUUGGUCUUGAUUGAAGGA